AAUCAAAUGCGUUUCCUGCUUUAUCCAAAAAAAAAAAAAGCGUUUCCUGUACUUUCUAGAUUCACUUGUCUUCGUCUUCCUCUUCCUCAUACACAGAUCAGUCUCAAUUCGAAAUUGUAUUAAAAAAGAACAAAAGAAACACAAACCUCAGUCUUGCUACUACUCUUCGACUUCGACUCUCUCAGAUCUCUCAUGGCGUCUUCCAGCAAGUUGGAAUCUGAUUCAGAAGAUGAAGCUCUAGACGAGGAGGUUGAACAUUUUGAUGAUUUCACGCUUGCUUCUUCAUGGGAAAGGUUCAUUUCUGAAAUCGAAGCGGUUUGUCGGCAAUGGAUGUCUGAUGGCCCAAAAAAUUUGUUGGAAAAAGGUGCUGUUCUCUUGGAGUUUUCAAAGAACUUAUAUAAAGUCAAAUUUGAGCUAAAGUAUGCCUUAAAAAGUUAUCUCAUGGAAUAUUACUUUGAGAAAAGCAACACUGAUGAUGGAAAAGUUUCAGACUGGAACUUCAAUUUGCAUGAUCUGCAAUUGUGUUUUGGGGUAAAGGAGUUUUUGGUGAUUGCUCCUCAAAGUGCCAGUGGUGUAGUUCUUGAUGCACCAGAGGCUAGCAAGCUUUUAAGUGCAGUUGCAAUUGCUUUGUCAAAUUGUUCAAGUUUGUUGCCAGCAUUUGUACCAGUGCAUGAUCCUUCUCGGAAAGCGUACAUUGGUAUCCAAAAUAGGGGAACUGUUUUCACCAGAAGAUUUGAGUCAGAUCAUAUUGGUAGCCAGGUUCCAGUAAAACUAAUGCAUUUGGAAGGAUUAUACGAAUUGUUUCUUUCAAAGUUUGCCUACUCCACAUUGGACCUUUCUGUGCAUCUUUUCAAAGUCCAUUUUACAAUGAAGCUAACCUACAGAACCCUUUCCUUUGACGAUGACAAUGACGUCCAAGAAACUGAUGCUGAAAUGACAGAAUCUGAAGGAAACCCUGCUAGUGACAUUCACAGCAAAGCACAGUGGGAUGAUGAUUGUCCUUGGAGCGAGUGGUAUUCUGCAGAGGACCCAGUGAAAGGAUUUGAAGUGAUUGCCAUAUGGUCAGAGAAGAUGGUUGAAAGCUCUUCGGAAAUGGCUGAAUUGGAAAAUGCUUCACCUCAUGAAGCUGAGAAGUGGAUAUUAUUUCCAAUUUUUUCUCAGAAUUUAACUGAUGGUUCCAAAGGAAAUCAAAUUGGAUUUGCUUCCCAAUUGCACUUUUUGGUUGAUGCGUUAGAUAUGUCAUUUGAAGCUCAAUUUAUGGAAGAUUUUGUUUCAGUAGUUGAAAACCAGGGUCCUGAUAAUUUGAAGACCUCAAUGGUUAUACCUCCACCUACGGUUAUUGAUCGUACGCUUAAAGAACUUUUUCAUGAUGGAGUGCAAGAACCAAAUUUUGCUAAGGGCGAGCAUAAGAAUUCUCGAGCUAUUAAAGGAGCACCUUUUGAAUCGCUUUUUGCACAGUUUUGUUUACACUCUCUUUGGGUUGGCAACUGCAACAUACGUGCUAUUGCGGUGCUUUGGAUAGAGUUUGUUCGAGAAGUUCGGUGGUGUUGGGAGGAGUCACAGCCAUUGCCCAAAAUGCCAGCUAAUGGUUCAAUUGACCUAUCCACUUGUUUGAUUAACCAGAAACUACAAAUGCUUGCAAUAUGCAUUGAGAGCAAGCGUGAACUGAAUGAAGACUAUCAAGACUGCAUUGGAAGCAUGGAUCAAGCUUCUCCUCAUAAAAAGGAAGAUGACCCGUUUGGGGAAGACUCAGACUCAUCCAUUAUGCUAACACCGGGCGAAAAUUUUGAUGGGAAACAUGACAGCCCCUCGAAACCAGAUGAUUUACAUGGUUCUGGUACAACUGUAUCAAAAUUCAGUAGUGAGCCUGAACAUAUGGUGUUGGCUGAUCCGAAGCCUUCAGAUUGUAUCAGGAGGGGUUCGACUGGUGUGGUGGGGUCUAUGAUGCUUCUGAAGUCCCAUCAGAGAAUGCAUGCCCCUUCCACUCAGGAUGCACCACUCAUGACAGAAGACAUGCAUGAAGAACGGCUCCGUGCUGUUGAGGCCUUCGGGGAUUCAUUUAACUUUUCUGGUCAGUUGGAGAAAGAGAUCUUGUCUACAGACAUGUCAGCAUUUAAAGCAGCAAAUCCAGAUGCCAUUUUUGAAGAUUUUAUUCGGUGGCAUUCACCUGGAGAUUGGGAGAGUGAUGACACUCAAGAAAAGAGACCAAUUAAAAGACUUGCAAUGGAGGAUUCAAAUAAUGAUUGGCCUCCUCGUGGAUGGCUUUCGCGAAGAAUGUCUGAGCAUGGGAAUUUGUGGCGAAAGAUUUGGAAUGAUGCACCUGCUUUGCCAGCUUCCGAGCAGAAGCCACUCCUUGAUCCAAAUAGAGAAGGUGAAAAGAUCCUUCAUUACCUGGAAACAUUACGACCACAUCUAUUGCUUGAGCAAAUGGUUUGUACUGCCUUUAGAGCUUCGGCAGAUGCAUUAAACCAGACUAGUUAUGGAGGCUUGAAACAGAUGGCAACCAAAAUGGAGCAACUUUACCUUACUAUGGCAUCCUCGUUAAGACCUUUGCAAGCAAAUCGUUUGUCUUCUGGAAGUGAGAUUAUUGAUGACCUAAGACGGUUAUGUGGUGUUCUUGAACACGUUGAGAAGUUACUAACUGUUGCAGCUUCUCUACACCGUAAGUUCUUGCAAGCACCACGCCUCUCUGAAGCAAUAUUUAGUGACUACUACAUCUUCUUUCUUCCAAGAAUGGGAACUGCCUCAGUUGGGGACAAUGCUCAAAUGGACUUUGAUAAGAAGCAACAAGUAAGGAUCCAUGAGAGACCAGUUGUGUCAAAUAUGUUCACACCUCCUACUGCUAACCAGUCAUGGAGAAAAGUUUUGAGCAUGGGUAAUAAUCUCAAUGGCCACGAACCAGUCCUCAGGGAGAUCAUAUUUUCCAUACGUGAUAGAGUAAGCAAUCACUAUGCGGCCCAUAUUCCUAGUGUUUAUCAACGGGAAAUAGAAACAUACCGUAUGUAUACAUGUGGGACCUCAAAUGAUCUACGAGUAGCCCUUUCUGUUGUCUCAUGUGAUUAAUCCCCUCAAAAGCAUUGUACAGUAAUAAUUAUUAUCUAAAGCGAAAAAUUAUUUAUCAUUUCUUCAGAGUGUAUAAGUGACCAAGUAUUAUGGGAUCAUCCCACAAUUUUUGGCGAAUCAUCCUGCUCUAUAAGACUACGAAUAUUAAAGUCCGAUAGAAAAAAAAAUUGGUAUA
Molecule: messenger RNA, 3238 nt
Organism: Quercus lobata
Lineage: Eukaryota; Viridiplantae; Streptophyta; Magnoliopsida; Fagales; Fagaceae
Product: Rab3 GTPase-activating protein catalytic protein
Exons: 22
Coding region: 193-3063 (956 amino acids)
Biological process (GO): positive regulation of GTPase activity
Molecular function (GO): GTPase activator activity
Source: RefSeq, a predicted model, not a curated record